Messenger RNA from Python bivittatus (Burmese python), 459 nucleotides. The record is from RefSeq and is a predicted model, not a curated record. Lineage: Eukaryota; Metazoa; Chordata; Lepidosauria; Squamata; Pythonidae.
GAGACGGGAGAGGGCGCGAGCGGCAGGAAAGGGGCAGCUGCCGAGAGGCGCUAUGGCGAGGCUUUGGAAAGCGAAGGCAGCGGCUGCCGGGGCGCUCUUACUUUUGCAGUGCUUGGCCGACCGGGUACAGUUCAUCGGAGCCGCGACACCGAAGCAGAGUCUCGGUGCAUUUUAUGAAAUGAUUCAGAGCUUCCCUCGAGUGGAAGAAAAUGUGCAAAUGGACUCCUACAGAUAUAGCCACAGAUGGAAACGACAUUCGGAGUUGCUCAAAUCAGUGGACACCAACAGAGCCAGCGUAGGACAGGACUCCUCAGAACCUGGAGGUUUUACAGAUCUACUUCUUGAUGACACGCACGAUAACACUACGCAAAUUGAGGUUUCAAUUUGGUUUGCAAGGCAAACAAUUUGCUAAGGUUAAAUGUACAAUGAUGGGAAACUGCUUUACUGUGAGCCAUAAAU